AAAGAAACGUCUGGCUACAAAUGGAGACUACAAAAAAUGGAUAGUGUCCCUAAAUGACUUCCUCUGUGAAUUCCACUCUAAAUUGGUGUCGCCAAUCAAGUAAAUAUUCACAAUCUUCCAAUCAAGAAGACUGUAGUUGAUUUCAUAUCAGCAAGUCCAUUGACUAACUAAACUGUAUUGCUCCGCCUAUUCCUUUCAUUUUCAAAAAUGCAUCUAUAAAUAUGGGUCUCGAACAUUCAUUUCCCUUCAUUUUCUAAUCAGCAACUAAGUCAAAAGAGAGUUGAAAUGGAAGCAGCCUAUCUUAAAAUCUACGACUAUUUCGAUGGUGACCCACUGCUUAUCUAUGUGAUAGGAGGUACCGUAAUCGUGAAUAUAAAUUUUUGGCUUUUCAAUCUUUUCUUCAUCACUAUUGAUAUGAUUGAUCCGAAAUGGGUUCAACCAUAUAAAAUUCAAGAUGAAAAGAAGCCACCAUUAUCAAAAUAUUUGGGUGCUUUUAAAGUCAUUUUGGCUAACCAAUUUAUCGCAGGACCUUUGAUCACAUUAUUUUGGUACUUUCCAGCAGUUUGGUUUGGAACUAGCUUCACUGGUCCACUCCCAUCUGGAUGGCAGAUAUUCCGUGAUAUAGUUAUUUCGAUUCUUUGCGAAGAAAUUGGAUUCUACUAUUCUCAUAGAUUAUUCCAUCACCCAAAAAUCUACAAAUACAUUCACAAGAAACAUCACGAAUGGACGGCGCCAGUUUCCAUCACUAGCAUUUAUUGUCAUCCACUGGAACAUGCCAUUUCUAACUUGAGUCCGGUUCUUUUAGGUCCAACUAUUUGCGGAAGUCAUGUGAUUACUCUCUGGAUUUGGGCUUCUAUUGCAAUUCUAUCAACUACUUGCUCACAUUCAGGGUAUCACUUCCCGUUUAUGCUGUCUCCAGAACCACAUGACUACCAUCAUAAAGUAUUCAAUGAGUGUUUCGGCACAGGACUUCUUGAUUGGAUUCACGGAACAGAUUCCACAUUCAGAAAGUCAAUUGAAGGAAAACGAAAUUAUAUGAGCUGGAGCAUGAAACCAAUUAAACAAAUUCACCCAGAACAACAGAAAGAAGAAUAAAUUGAAUUUAAUAUUCAAACAGAGCUUGUGUGUAUAAUGAUAAUCUAGACAAUACCGGUGACUGUAUCUCAAUAUUCACUUUAUUUAUUUCGUUUACAUUCUGAAUAAAACUAAUCUCCUAUGAUUUUU
Molecule: messenger RNA, 1224 nt
Organism: Caenorhabditis elegans
Lineage: Eukaryota; Metazoa; Nematoda; Chromadorea; Rhabditida; Rhabditidae
Gene: drd-1
Product: Fatty acid hydroxylase domain-containing protein
Exons: 8
Coding region: 286-1095 (269 amino acids)
Biological process (GO): lipid biosynthetic process
Cellular component (GO): membrane
Molecular function (GO): iron ion binding
Source: RefSeq, marked reviewed